GGACCCCCUGGUGCGUAUCAUCCGCAACCCUCUGCGAUCGUUUCAGCACCGCCGCAAGGCCACGCAUUGGCCCAGCAUGGAUAUCAUCCUGCUCCCUCCUACCCUUACCAGCAACCUUCCACCAUUGCGGGUCCGUUCAACGCGUACUACCCCAUUGCGACAUUACCCCCAGGUCAAUAUGCUCCAUUGCAGACGGAGUCUAGCGGGGGCUCAAACGUGGCGCCAGCCUCCUUUGCUCUCGACAAGAUAGCAUCUACCAGGCCUCGUAAGCGUAAAACCCCCCAGACCGCGAAUGAUUCGAGUUCGUCUGUUGCACCAUUAAUGUGCAAGCGCAGACGCCAGAACGCCUCCGAUGACUAUGGAUCGGGCAAGUUUGGUCCGUACACCCUAGCGGAUACUAGUACCACGGUCAUGACCAUGCCUGUUCAUGACCCAAAGCCUGUCGAUAUCAGUGGACGCAGGACCCAUGGUCCAAACGGAGAUCCCCUGCGAACGAGGAGAUUUGGGGUUAUGGAACUGGACGAUACCUGCCCCGAUGCACCCGGAAACGUCUUUGACUACCACUCGCCACAGUUGACCUGCGUACGCUCAUGCGAUUGGACCGACCAGCCGUGUGGUCUGUUCAUAGAGGUGGACAAGAUCCGCAUCGAAGACCACCUAUGGUUUUGGCAUGGGGUUGAAACGAAGAGAACUACUCCGAGCCCCUGCCGAUUCGAGGGUUGCCCGGACGCAGAGACGAUGACAUUUCUGAGCCGUCACAUCGAAGGGGUCCACUUCGCUGCGUCCUAUCAAUGCUCCUAUUGCAAGAAGCUGUGGUCGAGGACCGAUUCUGUGACUCGGCAUCAGAAGGGGUGCAAACCAUUACUUGCUAGCAGGGCCCAUGCUGAGCAUGGAAAGUACAAAUUCCGUCUCCAAGAGAUGAUCAAGUCAGUUUCUGGAUAUAUCGUUCCUGCUAGUAACGCAACCUAGGACAGCGUCUGAAUAUUGUUGAAUAUAAUUCUUGACACAACUUACUCUCUAUGACUGAUGACACUCGUUCCAUAUCUAUUACCGACAUUCCUUUAGACUAUUCUCUCUGCGGCUAACGACACUCGUUUCAUUCUAUUACCAACAUUCCUUCGGAAAUUUAUUCUCUCUCUGGUUAACCACACUCGCUUCAUUCUAUCACCACAUUCCUUUUGAAUAUUCGCUCUUUUCGUCCUUGCUCAGUGCAUCUUUCAUAUGGUUAUUGGUUUAUCUUUAUUGCACGCUGGACGU
Messenger RNA from Suillus fuscotomentosus, 1257 nucleotides. RefSeq lists its product as uncharacterized. Lineage: Eukaryota; Fungi; Basidiomycota; Agaricomycetes; Boletales; Suillaceae. The transcript is spliced from 2 exons. The coding region runs from base 322 to 969 and encodes 215 amino acids. The record is from RefSeq and is a predicted model, not a curated record.